Molecule: messenger RNA, 8571 nt
Organism: Stegostoma tigrinum
Lineage: Eukaryota; Metazoa; Chordata; Chondrichthyes; Orectolobiformes; Stegostomatidae
Gene: wnt7aa
Product: wingless-type MMTV integration site family, member 7Aa
Exons: 4
Coding region: 659-1708 (349 amino acids)
Biological process (GO): positive regulation of JNK cascade; neuron differentiation; cell fate commitment
Cellular component (GO): extracellular region
Molecular function (GO): frizzled binding; cytokine activity
Source: RefSeq, a predicted model, not a curated record
UCGGUGGUGGGGCGGAGGUUGGGGAAUAUCUUCAUCGCGGAGCAAAUUUGCUUGCAGCGCCGAGAGUCUCAAAACACUGCGCAGAUUAAGGUGCCUAAAUCAUAUCGCAGUCCCUGGCACCAAGUGAUCGCGGGAAAAUACAAUCGGGUCCGCAUUCAUUGUCUAAAAUGGGAAGUUGUUAGAUCAUUCAUAGAGAAUUCUGCACGCUGUUCGUUAGCACCCCCCUCCCCCUCCCCAGAAUAAAAGGUGUGUAUGUGUGUGUGUCUGUGUGUGUGUGUGCACUGCAAAGGUAUUUAGUGGGUCUGCUGCGUUUUCCCAAACGAACACGCCCAAAUAGAUUCGGUAGAUAUAUAGAACCUGGGAGAAGAUCCAGCUCUCAUUGUGGGAAUGCCUAGACCCUGUGCGAUCUCCAACCUAGCCUCCCAUUGCAAUCUCCAUACGUGUGACACGCAUACAGAUGAUGGAUAAUCUGUAAAAAAAAAGUGCAGGAUAUCGAUUCUCCCACUGGGAUUUACAAUACACGCUGGUUUGAAUGUGGGUCCACGGUAGCUGAGAUCACAAGGGUCAGUUGGUUUCUCAGUAACUUGGACUUGUUUCUGCCUGGAACUCUGAUCAACAAGCAGACGAGAAGAAUUGCAUUCACCACACAAUCUGAAGCAUGAACCGAAAAACGCGGCGCUGGCUCUUUCACAUUUUCCUCUGCGUGGGAAUUGUGUAUCUUAAAAUAGGGGGAUUUUCUUCGGUGGUGGCCCUGGGAGCGAACAUUAUCUGCAGCAAGAUACCGGGCCUGGCGCCUCGUCAGCGGGCGAUCUGUCAGAGUCGUCCCGAUGCCAUUAUCGUCAUCGGAGAAGGGGCUCAAAUGGGAAUCAAUGAGUGUCAAUUCCAGUUCCGAUAUGGGCGGUGGAACUGCUCUGCACUCGGUGAAAGGACUGUUUUUGGCAAAGAGCUCAGAGUUGGAAGCAGAGAAGCAGCCUUCACUUAUGCUAUUAUUGCUGCUGGAGUAGCUCAUGCCAUUACUGCUGCAUGCACCCAGGGAAACCUGAGUGACUGUGGCUGUGACAAAGAAAAACAGGGUCACUACAAUCAGGAGGAAGGCUGGAAAUGGGGAGGCUGUUCUGCAGACAUCAGAUAUGGAAUUGGAUUCUCCAAAGUAUUUGUAGAUGCAAGAGAAAUCAAACAGAAUGCCAGGACACUCAUGAACCUGCACAAUAAUGAGGCAGGGCGCAAGAUCCUUGGAGAAAAUAUGAAACUGGAAUGCAAAUGUCAUGGAGUGUCAGGAUCAUGUACCACUAAAACAUGUUGGACAAUGCUUCCCAAAUUCAGAGAACUGGGCUACAUUCUGAAAGAAAAAUACAAUGAAGCAGUUCAAGUUGAACCAGUAAGGACGCAUCGAAACAAGCGACCAGUCUUCUUGAAGAUUAAAAAGCCACUUUCAUAUCGUAAACCUAUGGUUACAGACUUAGUCUACAUUGAGAAAUCCCCUAACUACUGCGAGGAAGACCCAAUCACAGGGAGCGUUGGGACACAAGGAAGAAUGUGUAACAAGACAUCCUCGCAAAAUAACAGUUGUGAUUUGAUGUGUUGUGGACGAGGAUACAACACUCACCAGUAUUCCAGGGUCUGGCAGUGCAACUGCAAAUUCCACUGGUGUUGCUAUGUCAAAUGCAACACCUGCAGUGAAAGAACAGAAGUUUAUACAUGUAAAUGAAAUUAAAUCCUUUAUAGGGAGGACAGUCAAAUCCUCCAAAGAAAAUACUCCUAAAUUUGCACAUGAUCUCAAUCUAGUGGCUGUGAGUUUGCAAAUAAUGUCUCGCUUUCCUAUAGAGUGCAAAAGCUUGAGGAUCCCUGUCUGAUAAUGUUGCCAGAUUGAUGAGCCCAGCUGGAUUGCAAAGAGAAUAUAGCACCUGUUGCCAUCUCCAUAAAUAUAACCACACAGAUUUUAAAUUCAUAAAGCCUUUUUCAAUUAGUGCAUUGAAAUAAAUCCAGGUCUGAACAGAAAAUGGCACAAGGUUGAAAAAGCCAUAGUGAAAUCAGCAGUAACUUGGCUUGAAAAUAAUACCCUUUAAAUAUGGACUAUAAACAGGACAGGGUUGAUAAUGCCCUUGUGAGAAUUUCUGCUUUGAGUGUGGAUUAUGCAGAUUUAGGUUUCUGCAUUUGUGAAAAGCUUCUGCUUGUCUUGCCUGUCUGGAUCUCACAGGAUUGGCUACAGCAAGUAUUACUGUUUUCAGUUUCCCAUAGACACUGACUUAUCAGCUUUUUCUUUUCUGCCACAUUUUUUCACGGCCAUUAAGAAAACCAUGGUGGACUGGGGCACUUGGACAUAAUGACUGACUAUACCAGCAACAUUAAGUAAAUAGUAACGACAAUAUUUAACAAUAUAUUUAGAGAAAAAGAAACUAAUAUUAAUUUAUUUAAAAAGAACUUGGGAUACUUCUACAAAGAAAGAGUUUUAUAUUCUUUGUGGAAAAUUUCUUUAGAUACAGCAAAAAUUGAAUUUGUUUGGCUGUAUAUAUUAGGUUUUGCUCAGAUAUUUCUAACGGCUGUAUUUGCAGGAAUAUUCUAUAUCCUGCAGCAUCAGGCUUUUUACUGACAAAAGCAGGCAUCUUUUGUAAAUCUUCUGCUGUUUUGCUGCUAGUUGUCUGGAAAAUCAAACUGGUUGUGAUCCUUUAAACUACUGUUAAAAAAAACUUGAUUAUUUUUCACUUUGAAAUGUCAACUAAUUAUAAGUCAUUUGAGCUAAAGAUUAUCAAAUUUGAUACUCCAGACAAAUUCCAUCAUGUGGAAAAAGGAACCAUAGGUUGAGAGAAUAUAUUUUGUAAGAGACUAUUUUUAUAUGAAUAUUUUAUUUAUACUGUUUCUGCUUGUAUAACUCUUUAACUAGUACUUUUCUUAAAACAUGCAUAAAAGCUGUGAUUAUUUGUAAUAGAUCUGAGGGAAUUUAACAGACUUAAGACUGAUUAGUUUAAGGACAGAACAGAGGCAAGCUGGAUAAAUUCAGAUUCAUCUAGUAGAUGCGUCAAAAAUGCACAGUGAACUUUCUUAGAUUAGCUGUAUCUGGAUGUGUGUGUUCAAACUGGCUCAUUAUUGCAUUUCAAACUGCAGAAUAUGCAAAACAAGAACAGGGUAUGUAGCAUCAAUUUUGUUAGUUGGCUUGAAUUCAUGAUUGGUAUUAACUGGAUACUCACUUAUCCCUUUCAGAAAAAAAAUGAAAUUGCUUCCCGCAUGCAUCAGUCAUUAAAAUGUGGGGUUAUGACUAGCAAAUCUGCUGUGUGUGCUUUGAGAUAAAGCUCCAUAUUGUGAAUGUGUCAGAUUGAUUUCGUCAUUGCUAUGCUUUAGACUGUGACUGUACAAACUAGCACUAUACACACUGUCUGAUUCACACAGAUAACAGACAGAGCUGUUAUCUAUAAUAACAAUGAAAAGUGGUCUAUUUCUUUCAUAAAGAAUGCUGAGAAUUCAAGAACACAUUCACUGUUUAGCAUUUACAGUGCAGGUACAUCUUGCAUAUUUUUUAAUUUUCAAGUUCCACAAACAUGGAACUUUAAGCUUCUACCAGAUUAUAUACGAUCAAGAGAAUGCAAUUUUUUAAGCUGGUUCCAAGACAUACAAAUGAAAAUAUCAGAUUUUGAAGGUCUUAUCUGGUUAAGAUAAUGGCACUUAGUUAAAAUAAUUAAUAUUCAUGGUCUAAAAUGUAGUUCAAACUGCAUGCCCAUUCUGAUUUUUCGAUCCUCUGAAAAUAUUCUUGAUACUUAAUUUUGACGCUGUUUCCCAGAGUGUUUGCUUUUGGCAUAUAUGAUAUGUAAUCAUCUCACUAAAGCUGAACAUCCACUUCUGAGAGUUGUUUUCCUGCCAAGGAAGAAAAAUCCUAUGCCAGAUGUCAUUGAAAACAUUAAUAAUUAAAAACAAACUUCUCAAAUCUAUAGUCCAUUUGUUUAGACAUGUGUAAAAAAUACACACCAGUGUCCUGCAACAAGUAUAAUCUAUCUCGUGGAUUGGACCAUGAUAAUUGCUAAAAGUUCUUGUCUAGGCUUACAUGUACAUCUUAGACAUAAUUGAUAUGAAAAAGAUUGUUUCAUAAAAUGCAUACUGCAGCAUUAAAUAGUUUUAAAGGCCUCCACACAUGGUAUACAUGUCCAUGUAUCAUAAACUGCAGUACUUUGCAGAACCCCAAAUUAAAUAAUUAGCAUAAACUGCAUGUAAAAAAAGGUUGUAACUUAUUUUAUGUCCAUUUUAUCUUUAAUUUAUUCAUGCAAGAAUUGUUAUCUUCAUGACCAUAUCAAAGCAUAGCCAUCUGCACAUUUUUAACUUCUCAACAAUCUAAGCUUAUUGACAUAGUUUCUUAAUAAUUUACAAAUAAAAUACUCAGAGUCAAUUGAUGAAAUCUAUAUCCCACAAAGAUAUAAUCUCUAACUGAUAACCUAAGAAUAGACAAGAUACACAAUGUGUUUAAGAAGGAGAGGUAUUUUGGCCUCAAUUUAAGGAGGAAAAAUCUGAACAAUAGGUAGUAAAUGGUCAAUGCCUCAUUCAUUCAUUAGCUCCUCAACCAAGCAGCCAUGAAGACUAAUGUAACAUUUCACCUUUUAAUAACAGGAUGAAUGAAGACAUAGACAACAUCUUAUGUUAAUAAUUAUGCAGCUAAAACUGCCAUUCUGAUGACUUGCUUGGACAGGAGGAGUGGUAACAAAGUAGUGAUAGAUUGUUCUUGCAUUAGUCUGCCACAGUGACAUCUGUUUUAUUCAGAGCUCUACCACAAGUUGCUACAACAACGCCAAAUUGCUUUAGAAAAUGCUGAAUUGUUGCUGAGAGAAUCUUGACUACCCAUUACUGAAAUGUUAGCUAUGCAAAACCAAGUAGCAUUUGGUAGCCCUUUAUCCAAAAGUAAUGUAACGAUUGGUAUGGGGUUGACGGAAAGAAGAUAUAGCAAAUGAUUGUUACAUCCCUGCUCUAGGCUUUUGCUGUCUUCAAAAGAAAACAAAAGCAAAGAAGUAGUGAAACUAUUUGAUUCACAAUUAUCUUGUUCUUAAAAUCAAACUGUAUAAAUCAUAAACAGACAAAAAGCAGAGCUUCUGUAUCUGAAGUACAACCUCCCCUAACCAGAUCAUCUCUGCAAUGCACAUUUUUGUUGUAAAUUUGGUUUAAUGUAUUGCAGGAUGCUUUUAGUACUGCACAAUAGUAACAUUAUUUCCUCAAAUUUGUCACUUCGUUUAUCUUCCAAGAAAACAUUAGCACUUCAAUUGAAAUUUCACAGACCACAUUCCCAAACUUCUCAGAGUCACAUGUUCCACAAAUUACUGAAAAUUGUUGAAUCCAAAACCAAAGUCAUUUUUAAUUUUACAAUUCCCAAGUGCAGCCAACAGUAGCUAACAAACACAUAUUCUGAAAUAAAAAUGUGCUGAAUAUCAAACUGAACACAUGAUCAGAUUUCUAUGUGUAUGGACUGACAGUAGUUUUCAACAUUUCACCACGACUUGUCACAUAUCAAAAUCAUUCAAGUCACACAAAAAAUUCUGGUUCAUCAAUUACUAAUAUUUCAAAAUCAUGCAAUUGAUGGAGGAAAAAAGAGAAUUUUGGUUAUGUUUUCUUCUCUGUAAUUGCAACAUUUAAAUGAGACUCCUGAAUCCAAGGGUUUGAAUGGUAUAAUACACAGAUGACAUAUUAAUUUCUAUCCCUACUUUAGUUCAGGAGGAUAUAAUUGAUGCGGAAAGAGUUUAAUCCCAGCCUAUGCAGAUGUUCAUCCUAUUCUGACAAGUACAUCUCUAGAAAGAGUGUGAAUAUCAGUUUUAUUCCAGAGACCUGUACUUAUGAUCGGUGGGAAAAAAAAUCAUACAAGCCAUACAGCAAAUGUUUACAUUUAAAAAUGCUAUCACAAAUCAUAUUAAACAUUAUUGUUAAAAGUGAAGAAAACUACCAAGGAUUUUCUUUACUAUGUGGCACUAGAAACUCAAAAAAACAUGUAGUGCUGUAGCAUCAUUUCUAUCAAUGGAUCAACUUGUAAACACCCCAAUAAUUAUAUUUAUGAUUUAAGGUCUAAUUAAAAUCAAAUUCAUUUUGUAACAAACUUAAAAAUGAGUAAGUGGAUAUAUGAAAAUUCAUAUAAAUUUUUAAAAUUGAAAGUAACACGGUCACUUUAGGACAUGUAUUUUGAUAAAGACUGGUGUAUAAUCACAUGGAGAAUUAUUGAAAUUUGACUUCUUGCCUACACCCUAAAGAUAAAAGUUUAAUUUUUUGAAACACUAUCUCUCUCUCUCUGUUUAUGAGUAAUGGUUCAAAAACAUUAUCCAUUUUUUAUUCCUGUAUGAAUCUACAAUUAACAUUCAAUCUCUCUGAUGAAGGGUCUAGGCCCGAAACGUCAGCUUUUGUCCUCCUGAGACACUGCUUGGCCUGCUGUGUUCAUCCAGCUUCACACUUUGUUAUCUAACAUUCAAUAAUAACUGUUUUACUAUCUUUCAUCAAAUUCACUCAAAUCCAUUAGGGAAGGAAGUCUGCUUUUCUUACCUGGUCUGGUCUUCAAAUCACUCUAUGCCCACAACAAUAUCUUAACUUCCCACAGGGCAAUUGUGGGCCAGGCCAGUGAUGCUCACAUCCCCUGAAUAAAUAAAACAUGUAACCCAAUUUGCCAGUUGUCGAUAGCGAGAUAACUUCAAAUUUGAAUGCCUGACUGAUGGCCAUGAUGAAUUCUACAAGCCCCCAUACCUUUCAUUUCCUCUUAUAUCAUUUUAAACGUUGUUAUUACUUUAUUCACUUAGACUAAAAACCAUAUUGAACAGGAGGUAAAAAAUGAUGGUGAAUAAACUACAACAUCAGCAUAUGCAGCACAGGCUCUUGUGUGAUAAUGAAUUAUAUUAUCCUUAAUAUUCCCAAAAAUUCCCAUGUCCAUUUACUUGUUGUAACAGAGAUCCCUGUUAGAUGCUACUCCUCUUGUGAUUAUUUGAUCAGAUUACGCAAGUGAAAUGCACCAGCCGUACCUUUCACUCAUUUUAAGGGCUGGUACACCAGAAUAUGCACAUUACAAUCUCCUUAGCCACUGAUAACUUAUUGCUUUAAAAGUCAUGAAUUUCUCUGUGACCCUCAGAAAGGAGUCCAGGCCAAGAUUUUCUCUUUUAAAACUUUUACUAUAGCAAUCUCACAAAAAUCAACAAUGACUAAAUGUUACUAGGUAACAAAUACAUUAAACUACAGAAAAGGUAUUCCAUUUUAACCUCUUAUCAGAACCAAAAACACUACGCCAUGCCUAUAUAUUAAACCACGCUUUCAGCAAAAAAUGCAAUCCUGAACUUGAAAAUCCUAAGCUCUUUCUGAUUUAGCAAGAUCUCUCAUCCUAUCCCACUAGGUUGAAUCCACCAGUGUGGUUGUAAACAAAGGCUGCUUUGCUCAAUUCUCUGAGCAUAAUUGAAUAAUCUGACUUUAUUACAACCAGGUAGCCGUAUAUUAUCUCUUAACUUUUGGCGCCAAUCUGAUUAUUGGAAGAUGUGGCUAUGCAGACUUGGCUUAAUGGAUUAUUCUGAAAAAAUGGGGAAUUGCAUUGUCCUAGCUCCCAUACAAUUGCCUUUGCUUCUAGAACAGUAGUGCUAUUAAUGCAUUACAAGAGCAGGAAGUAGCAAAUAGAAUAUUGAUUUGAUAAAACCGAAGACUAUCAAAAAUGCACAAUGAAAAUGGGAUAUAGUAAAAGCAAAGGAAAAAGAAAAUAAUGAUCUGAAUUCAUUUAGUGGCUUUCUUGAUAACAAGGUAAUCUAAAACAUUUCAGGUACGUUUGGAGUGUAGUCACUAUUGUGAUAGCAGAUCCACAGCAGCCAAUUCUGCAUGCUGCAAAAUCACGAAAAACAUCAAAAUAGUUGCUAUGCAUCUGCCUUUAGACAUUAGAUGAAGAAUAAAUGUUGACAAGUACUCUCUCUGUCCUUCUGUACAAUGUUAUUAUGGGAUCUUUACUUCCAAUUCAGGAGACAAAUGGGGCCUUCAGUUUAAUACUUCACCCAAAAGCCUACAUCUUUUGGAAAGCAACAGGGUCUUAGUGUUGCAUCAUAACAUCAGCCUAGAUUAUGUGCUCAAGUCUCCCAGGCAGGACUUGAACUCAUAAACUUUUGACUCACAGUGGAACAACAAAAAACAAAUGUGCUUUGUGUAAGUGCUAAAUGUGUAUUUCAUUAAUUUCUAAAUAAAGUUAUUUUCAAAUUUGGGUAUUGUCUUAAAGGGUAAUAGAUGGAAAAUCAUAGGCAGGUGAGUACAGAAUUAGAAUUUCUACCCCCAGAUUUUUAGUUUGAUCGAACAAAACAUCUGAAUCAAAUCUGAUUUUCGGACUCCUGUAAAAUAACCUGAAGCAGUUAGUUUUUUGAUGGAGUUGUAGUUACAAACAUAAAUUUUAUCACACUUCUUAUAGCACCUGCGUACACCUGGACUGAGGCAGUAUAUGUGAUUUAUGGUGAACGCUCAGGUACUGCUUUGCUGGAGGUAUGCCAUAUCCCAGUGUCUGUUAUAAUUCUGCUUCAGAACAAUCGAUCCAAUUUACCACAGAAUCAAGCUGAAAUUCUUUAAUGAUUUUCAAUUUACUCUAUUAACUAUAUAAUAUUAAUAUUC